CCCAUUCCCUCUAGCAAUUUUAGGGUUUUGUCUAGACUCGUUUCAGAAAGCCUAGAAUGAGAAAAUGGUGACCGGUCACCGUGCCUCCGAUCUUGUUGAUCCACUUCAGGAAUACUCAGGUCUUGCUCUCUUCCCCCAUACCUUUGAGGUUUUGCCAGAAGCUUCCUACCCAUACGACUUCGACCGCGAACUUCAAGCCAUCCACAACCACCUCAAUUCCGCGGCAUUACGAAGUCCCCUUAAGUUAAGAGACCAGGCAAAAGUCAUUGUGGAUGGUAAUUCCAAAACUAUGAACUCUAAAGUUACGGUGGACAGUACUGUCACCGUUCCUGGCAUUGCUGAGGGUAAUCCCCGAGAACGAAGGCCAGCUUUGGGUCGUAAACGAGCUCGGUUUUCGUUGAAGCCCAAUUCCAGCCAGCCUGCUAAGAGUUUUGAACAACCAAAGUUGGACUUAAAGAACCUGAAAGACCCAAAUGAGUUUUUCAUGGCUUAUGAAAGACAUGAAAAUGCCAUAAAAGAAAUACGUAAGCAGAUGGGUGGCACUCAAUCAGAGUCUGAUGAGGAGAAUCCAUCUAAGAUUGGGCGAUCACGUCGACCAGGGAUGCUGAAGAGAUCGGUUAAAUACAAGCAUCUUUAUUCAUCGGAGAUUUCUGAGACCAAUAAGAAUGUUCUGUCCUCACAGGAGACUGUUGACUCAAGCAAUUGCAGUCCAGAUCAUCACAUCUCUCAACCAGAAAGUGAUCACGAUUUUAUGUCCCAGGAAACAGAAUUAACGGGUUCAAUCCAAAAUGAAGAAGGCAAUGCUGAUGAGAUUUUGGAUCAACUACUUUCUUGUAAUGCUGAAGAACUUGACGGAAAUCGGGCAUUGAAUCUCUUACAAGAGCACUUGCAAAUAAAACCAAUUGAGCUAGAGAAGUUACGCCUUCCAGAUUUCCAAGAUAUCCCAAAAGUGGGUUUGAAGUCUUCUAGAGGUGGAAAGUUGCCAAAGCGUAGUCAUGUCUUAUCAAACAUAGAUAAUAUGUUAAAGGGGCUAAGUAGCAAAACACCUAUGCAGCACAAACAGGGGGCUGAACCUGAAAGUCCUCUUCAUCAUGUUGCUUCUCCCACCCCGUCCAAGAGUCCUCUUGCGUCAUUGUCAGCGCUAAAACAGAGACUUUCUCGUUCAAAUUCAUUCAACGAUUUGUUUUCACCUCAUGAUAUUGACAAUUCUCCAGCUCCAAAUCCUCCAACUAUUGAAUGCAAUGAUAAUACUAUUUUGUUUGAUGUAGUAACACAGUCUGUAAUGAAGUCACCUUUGUUUGAAAAAGAUGAGAAUGUUGAAGAUUCUAUUACUGGAUCACCAGAGGCUGCUAUCAGUGAUUUAACUAAUACACAUAAAAAAUCCGUAUAUGAUGAUAGAAGUAAACUAGAUGGGGUAAUUGAUGUGGGCUCAAGUGCAUCUCAAGUUACUAUGAAUGAUAACAUGACGGACAGUUAUAUGGAUAAUAGUGCUAUGAUUGAAAAUUUAGGCGGGCUUGAUGCUGAUAGGGAUGCCCAAGCAAGAGGAGCUAAAGUCGAUGAUAAGAUACAGGUAGAAGACAUACAACAGGAAACAGUAGUUUCCACAGAUUCCGGUCUUCACCUGGAGGAAUUAACUCUGGAUAAUUCGAACGCGAUUCAGAGUCAUUUAGAUGAACCAAGACCAGCUUCAGUUGAGGGCAGGUCAACAGAUAUGCACUCCAGAAUCCCCGAUGAUGGUUCAGAACAGCAUACUGAGAUGAUUGAAGAAAAUUCCAGGAUUCCAUUAGUUAAGAAACGCAAGGAAAAGUCAGAUUCACAGAAAGUGAAAAAGAGAAGAGAGAUUUCAGGAAGUGGGAGGAAAAGCCUUGCGGGGGCUGGUACAAAUUGGGAAUCUGGAGUAAGGCGAAGCACCAGAAUCAGGUGCAGACCUUUGGAGUUCUGGAAAGGGGAGAAAUUAUUAUAUGGACGUGUACAUAAGAGUCUUCCAACUGUUAUUGGGUUGAAGUAUGCUUCCCCGGAUAAGGGCAACGGAAAGCUCGCUCUUAAGGUGAGGUCUUAUGUCUCUGAUGAACACAAAGAGCUUCUUGAGCUAGCUGCUCUGCAUUAAGAUUUAUGCUUUGCAUUAUUAGAGGAGAUUGAGUACUAGCUAUUGAACAGUUUCAUGUUUUAUAGCUAAUCACCAAGUGGAAUUUAGUCUCAAUUCGAGACUUGUUUUAUAUUUAGAACCAUGAUAUUAAUUUUACUCAUGCUUUAUAUUGUAAAGUGUACUGUACCAUUGUGUCAAUUGGAAAAAAAUCUUUCUUGCAAUUCUUGA
Messenger RNA from Humulus lupulus (European hop), 2314 nucleotides. RefSeq names its product centromere protein C. Lineage: Eukaryota; Viridiplantae; Streptophyta; Magnoliopsida; Rosales; Cannabaceae. Gene Ontology annotation, biological process: spindle attachment to meiosis I kinetochore; attachment of mitotic spindle microtubules to kinetochore; kinetochore assembly. The transcript is spliced from 11 exons. The record is from RefSeq and is a predicted model, not a curated record. Bases 65 to 2107 code for a protein of 680 amino acids. Gene Ontology annotation, cellular component: kinetochore. Gene Ontology annotation, molecular function: centromeric DNA binding.